AUGGCGCAGUGGGAAGAAGACAGCUUGUUGUGGGAGCUGGACACCUUCUUGGCGACGCCUCCACCACACUACUACAUCUACCAGAGACGUCACCGGAACAUCCAAAGCAACCACUGCAUCGCCUUCAUCACUCUAGCUGAUUUGAAUAAGGUGGGAGACGCCUUCAUCACCAUACAGCGUGGGUCAUGGUUCGUCGGUUCCACUAAGUACAUUUUGGCUUUUACUGGUAACCCUAACUUCCAAGGUCACCAGUUCCAGGUAGUGACGCUUGUGUACGAACCCUUCAGCUGCUAUCAUAAGGAGGGUGACAUCAUCAUUCCGGCUGAUGACUGCGUUGACAAUAACAUGCUUAGGGAAAUGUCCAAAACACUCAACUUCACUUAUGAGUUUGUGGAGCCCAGCGAUGGUCAGUGGGGACACAGGCUCCAGAAUGGCAGCUAUACUGGUGUAAUUGGCUCAGUGGAGAGGGUGGAGGCAGACUUCUCCCUCAACAUUGCCAUCACUCAGGACCGAGAGGAAAAGGUCGACUGUACUAUAGGCUACCAUGUUGAGCCCAUUACCUUCGCCACUUCCAAACCUCGUCUCCUCAACCAGGCUUUGGCGCUUCUUAGACCUUUCACCCCCGAGGUAUGGGCAGCCUUCGUCGCUACCUUGGUCAUGGUGGGACCUUUCUACUACUUGGUGUGUCGCUGGUCCUGCUACCACCUCACGCCCUCCCCUCCCUCAGCCAUUAAGGCAUCCCUCCUGGUCUUCGGCGCCUGUUUCAACCAGAGUGUGAAGUGGGUGUCAGGUUUGUGUCCCCGAAUGUUCAUCAUGACAUACGUGCUUACCAUGUUCGUGGCUGUGACUAUGUAUGUUGCCAUGCUCACCGCCACUCUUACCCUCCCCGCACUCUCUCCCACGCUGAACUCUCUGGAGGAACUCGUCCAAUCAGACUUUUCGUGGGGCAUCCAGGACCUGGGCGCAGCCGAUUACCAAUUGCUGAAGACUUCAAAGGUUCCACUGUACCAGCUUGUUUAUCAAGGCCUAGAACCCUGCCCUUCCCUUGACGAGUGCAUCAACCAGGCACGAGACACCAAGUAUGCCUUCAUCACCUGGAGGACCUACUUGGAGGACCGCAUCGCUGUCAGGUUCACGAGUGCCACAGGGGAGCGUCAGCUGCAUGUGGCCACCGGAGACAUCUUUCCAGUGGAGCUGGGCUGGGCCAUGAAUCCUGGCUGUCCUUAUCGUCAUGUCUUCAACAGCAACAUCAGAUCCUUCCUCCAGAGUGGAUUAAUUACUAAAGUAUGUUCUUUCUUGUGAUGUUUGUGUAUGGUGUGCAGAAUGUCUAGGUAGAAGAGUCUUUGUUGGCGGUGGUGGUGAGCAGAAUGUCUAGGUAGAAGAGUCUUUGUUGGCGGUGGUGGUGAGCAGAAUGUCUAGG
Homarus americanus (American lobster) is the source of this 1420-nucleotide messenger RNA. RefSeq names its product probable glutamate receptor. Gene Ontology annotation, molecular function: glutamate-gated receptor activity. Gene Ontology annotation, cellular component: membrane. Lineage: Eukaryota; Metazoa; Arthropoda; Malacostraca; Decapoda; Nephropidae. The record is from RefSeq and is a predicted model, not a curated record. The coding region runs from base 1 to 1302 and encodes 433 amino acids. The transcript is spliced from 8 exons.